Galeopterus variegatus (Sunda flying lemur) is the source of this 2695-nucleotide messenger RNA. RefSeq names its product synaptonemal complex protein 2-like (gene SYCP2L). The record is from RefSeq and is a predicted model, not a curated record. The transcript has 30 exons. Bases 1 to 2439 code for a protein of 812 amino acids. NCBI's taxonomy places the organism in Eukaryota, Metazoa, Chordata, Mammalia, Dermoptera, Cynocephalidae.
AUGGAUUCCUGGUUUGAAAGAACGAGAGGAUUUCUGACCAUGGAAGAGCUAGCUUCAGACACGUUGCUGACUACUGUUACAGAAGACUUCUUUGACACUGCUGUGAUUAUUUCCAGGAGUAGUAGUAAAGGGAAAAUUCAGAUGUUGGAUUCCUUCAUACUUAGCUUAGGACUCCUGGUGACAGAAAACACUGUAAAUCUUUUGAUUCAACAGGAGGCUCUGAGGACUUUGAACUUAAUUCUGCAUGCUGUGCCUCGGGAAGAGAGGAAAAAACUCCCUUUGUCAGAAGGCACAUGUCGUCUUAUGAAAGAACUUGCAAGGACAAUCUUGACUGUGGGUGAUUAUGAUCAGCAGGUUACUAUUUCUGAAGCAUUGUGUAGACUGACGACUAAAAAGUCAAGAGAUGACCUGGCUCAUCAGUGGUUUGAAGACGAUGUCAUUGCUGAGGCUUUCAAAGAAAUUAAGGACCGAGAAUUUGAGACGGACUGUAGAUGUUUUCUCAAUGACCUAAACAAUAGACUUGGUGACCAAAGAAGGGUCUAUUCAUUUCCUUGUGUUGCUGCUUUUGCUGAUGAGCAUGAGAUGAGAAAACCAGCAGAUGAAAAAUUAGAGAAAUUUUGGAUUGAUUUCAACCUAGGAAGUCAGAGUGUAACUUUUUAUAUAGACAAUGCUGAGAAUCUUCUGUGGGACUCAGUGAGACUUUUGAAGGAAGCAGUGGUUAAUUUCAGCAUAAUAGAAACUGAGAAGAUGAAGACAUUUAUCAUUUACCUGAAGAAGCCUAUUAUUAUCAGUAGCAAAGAAGUGACAAAAAUAGAAAUCCAUUUUGAUCUGCAAUUCGACAUAUCACAUGCUUCCAUUCAAGCUUUAGGAGAGGAUAAACAGAUGUUGUUUAACCAGAUGAAAAUCUCCCCAGAACGUUCCAGUACGUUUGAGAAAGAAGACAGUAAGAUUCUUAGUAGUCAUGAGAGAGAAAGAGAGCAGGCAGAUGAAUCCACCCUCCUGGCAGAGGACUUGAGUGCCGCAGGUGACCACUCCUUCAUAACGCUCUUGAAUGACCAGUCUGAGCCACCCCAAAAAAAUACAGUUGAUAGUUUACCUGAAAAAUUUAAACUGGAUGAUACACAGCAAGAAGUUACUUCAAAACAUGAGGAGUCUUCAGAUUUACAAAAAUCGUUAGAUAUAGUUCAGACUCCUAAGCUGGAUGAGGAAUCUAGGGCAGCUUCUGCUUUCAAGAGUGACAAAAAGCCAGAGAUAAAGACAUUGGCCACCCUUGUGGUGGUGCUGGCUAUGGCAGUGUCUGUGGCAGUGGUGCUUAUAGCGGCUGCCUGUUCAGCUGCAGUGUUUGCAGCAGCCAUGGGGUUUCCUUAUGGUGGUGGCAGCUGCAGGGGCCUCCCACGGGGCUUUGGUGUCUAUGGCUGUAGCAGUGUGCCACCCAUGGGAAUGCUGCUCUGCAGUGACCUGCUCUGCAAUGGCCGACAGUUUUGGGACUGGACAAUGGCUCCGUCUAAUUACAGGAAACAUCUCUUCUCUGAGAGUGAUCAAGGUGCAAGUACUAGUAGCAGUGAACUAUCUUGGACCAGUAGUCAAAAAAGAAAAUCCCUAAAACCAUACUCUAGUAGAAAAAAGAAAAGAGUCAGAAGCAGUUUAAGAAUCUUGCCAAUUUUCCCUCUCAGUAGCGGCAGUGAUCGUGAGAAAGACAGAGCUAAACUUCUAACACCAUUAAGGAAGGACACACCCAGUCAAAAUAAUACCACAUCUCCAAAACUUUCUGAAACAGAAUUCCAGGGUAGUUCUGCCUUCUUGACUCCUGAAGAUUCUGUCCAGAAAACAGAACUUCAGAGUCCCCACCCACUGAGCAUUCUCUCUACCUUGGAGUACUCAAAAGAUGAAGAAAAUGUGUCUCAGAUUGUGAGCCAAGAGUCAUUUAUGGAAAGUGCUAGCCUCAAACAUACGCUGCAAAACUUGGAAGAUGGAGACAUACCAGACAGGAGUUUUGCUGAGUGGAGACAAUCGAGACCCCCUCGUAAACCCUUGGAAGACUGGUUCCCAGAAGCUGUUACAGCAGGCAUUUCUGCUUCAUCCCUCGAAGCCACGCCAGAGACCUCGGACGCUUCUACCAUUAUUACGAUUUUUGAGAACUUCACUAGAGAACUGAAAAAUUACGAGCUUAAGUACAGAAAGAGUCCAGUUUCUUCAGAAAAUGCAAAGGAAACACCAGAUUGCCUAAUAAAACUUUUAAACCAGAUACAACUGUGCAGGCUCCAUAAACUAGAGCAGUUUCACAGUUUUGUUCUUCAAGAGUUGAGCAAUCUUGAGAAAGAUAUUCGGGCUCUCAAACACCUUGAGAAGGAUGUUCUGGAAUUUUGGGGAAAACAGUCUGCUGAUCUGAAAUCAUUCUGCGACGUGCAAAUGCAGAGGCUUAAUCCAGCUCAGCCUUGAUGAGGAAAGCCAAAGCCCCUCUGCGUCCCUUGGUCUGCACCACCUGAAGAGGACACUAAAGGUGGAGUUUACUGUUGGCUCAGGCCACACAGGCCGUCCUCUAGUGCUCUGUGCCUGUUCACUUUGCCCCACUCCGCGGAGAACCCCGGGGAACUGCUGAACUGGAAUAGAAUAUAUGUUGGUAGUUUACAACUGUGCUAUUCAUCUGUUCACAAAGGUUUACCUUUUGUAUUAAAAUUUGAUCAGAUAAUAGAAA